CUUUCCAGUACUUGUCGUUGUCGACUUUCAUCUUGCAUUCCUUUCGAGUUUGACGUUGUAUACGUACAGAUUGACUGACGUAUUACGCAAAAUGUCUGAGCUAGUCAAUACUGUAUCGGCCUUAAAAUGCGAGGACGAAGAUAAGGAUGAUGACGGAGGCCCAAUCCGACUAGCAGCCGAAGCGACGAACUCGGCGUGCGCUCCGACGUCCCACAACGACAGCACUUCGCCAUCCGCCCAAUUUUCCUCAGAAAAUGGCAGCUCAAAUACAGCGCCCCCGGAUGAUGUUUCUGUAAAGCUGGCGGAGGCAGAAAGCAAGGAUAAGAAGCCAGCCAAGGAAAGACUGAAAUUCUGCGCGAUGCUGGGGCGACCCGAUACGGACGCCGAGCAAAUGGCCCUCAGCAUCCCCGACAAGAUGCUCGUGCGGGCCUCGAAGACGACCGACAGCCAGCACGUGCUGGUGAUGGGCAGUGUCGAUCUCAUGGAGGACCCGCUGCCGUGCCCCUUCGCCGCGCAGGUGGAGGCCUGCUAGGGCUUCCGCGCGGGCGAGCCCCGCCAUCUGCAGGCGCACCUGCAGGCCACGCACCCCGGCCUGCAGAGGGCGCUGCUCAACGUGCUGUGCCCCUGUCCGGCGCAGUGCAACGCCGGCAAGAGCUGUCCGCGGGCCUUCUACGACCCCGGCGACAUGCGCCUGCGCGAGCAUCUGCACCAGCACCACGCCAAGUACUACCGGAGGAUGCGGGCCGCCUUGAAGCCGGACGAGGCGAAGGUGGACGAUCCGCAGCGAGAGCAGAAGCGUCUCCACUACCUGGCGCACGCCCGCCGCUCCCGGUUCCCGGCGUGGGCCUACAAGACCGACCGGUUGUUCCCCAGCCAGAUCAUUCCCGACAGGAUCGUCAUCCCCACGCAAGUCGACAAGGACGGCACCAUCAAGUACAUGUGCAGCAUCGAUCCCUGCAGCGACCACGCCAUCGACUCGGGCUUCGGAAUCCACCUGCACAUGAUGGAGCAGCACGGACAGCGCUACGACUUGCUACUAAGCCGGCGGUACCACGGCGCCGGGUUGCGAGCGGUUGCUGAACGCUUCCGAUGAUAAGAUGGAACUGCACGUCAAGGCCAUGCACCCCGAGCUGAUGGAUGGUCGGCGGAUUACUCGCCGGAAGCGCAACAGAGGCUGAGAGCGCUGGAGGACCGCAUUCCCGCCGACGGUACUGACCGUGCACGCAGCGUGUGCUGGUACCAGUGUCCCGUGGAGGGGUGCCGCGCCGACUUUCUGCGCCUGGGCGAGGGCUGUCAGCGCGACUACAUGCUGUGGCACGUCCGGGCCGAGCACCGCGACGUCUGGAAUGCGCCCGCGACAGAGCCCGCAGUGCCUUGAGAGCUAACACUGUCGACGAUGUCAACGGGCAGUGUUACUGUCCACCAAGGCCAGGUGUUUCCGCAGUGAUACUCCGUGCUGCCUCAGCUCUGUUUCCGGCGCUGCGACGCCAUCAUCUCGCGGUUCUGCGCGUCUGACGAAGCACGUAUUGUGCGGAUA
This is a messenger RNA of Paramacrobiotus metropolitanus, 1537 nucleotides long. RefSeq lists its product as uncharacterized. Bases 686 to 1093 code for a protein of 135 amino acids. The record is from RefSeq and is a predicted model, not a curated record. NCBI's taxonomy places the organism in Eukaryota, Metazoa, Tardigrada, Eutardigrada, Parachela, Macrobiotidae. The transcript has 8 exons.